Molecule: messenger RNA, 884 nt
Organism: Carya illinoinensis
Lineage: Eukaryota; Viridiplantae; Streptophyta; Magnoliopsida; Fagales; Juglandaceae
Product: vacuolar protein sorting-associated protein 55 homolog
Exons: 5
Coding region: 161-502 (113 amino acids)
Biological process (GO): late endosome to vacuole transport via multivesicular body sorting pathway
Cellular component (GO): endosome
Source: RefSeq, a predicted model, not a curated record
UUAACUGGCCGGUCACCCAACAAGGUGGGUCUGAGAAGUUGAGAGCUCUUUAUGCUUUCGCAUUCCUCUUCGCGCACCCUUUUUCCUCUUUCGGUAAAUACGAGAGCUACCCCCUUCCAACUAUGGCGAUGUCCAUUGAAGGCUUGCUGGGCUUGCUUUUAUGUUUUCAGCUAGCAUCUUACUACAGAUCCUGGCUUGUGCAAUAUACAACAAUUGGUGGCCCAUGUUAUCAGCUCUAAUGUACGUGCUGGUACCUAUGCCUUGCUUAUUUUUCGGAGGUGGUUCAACUCAGUUUCUGACUAGUCAGGACAGUGGGGGUUGGAUAAAUGCUGCAAAGUUUUUUACAGGAGCUUCAGCUGUGGGGAGCUUGGCCAUUCCUAUAAUCCUUAGGCAUGCUGAAAUGAUCCAGACAGGAGCCAUGCUUAUCGAGUUCACAUCCUUCUUCAUAUUUGUUUGCACUGUCCUGUGUUUCCACCGUGCUAGCCUAGAGGACGAUUGGUGAUAACCGUGAAACUGGCUGUGUUUCCACCAUGCAUACACUGGCAAGCAUACAAAAUUUCCUACUAUGUACAAUCCGCUUAAUGUAUAUCUCUUAUCGGGCUGUUCGAUGAACUCAUAGUUUGCUUUAUUCCUUCACAAUUUCGGGUUCUUAUGUAAGUCUAGAUAUUUGGAAGAUGACGACAGAAAUGUUUGUAAGCCAAUACAAAGAAAAAAAAAAAAAAGGCAGCAUUUGCUUGUACUUCGGGUUAUUGGGGUUCGUGCAUCAUGUGUACCAACGUGGCUGCAAGGAUGAAGCAGAACACGGCGUUUGCUGCUUUUGUUGUAACGAGGCAGCGUCGUUCGUCUUUAUAAAAUUAUCUUCCGUUUAAUAAUUUUUAAGUUAA